CGCCGCGGCCGCUUGCCAUGUCGGAGAUUUUAUGCGAGUGGCUGAACAAGGAGGUGAAGCUUUCCCGGACCGUGGGUCCAGGAUCAUUUUCAGAAGAAUUUUCUACUGGCUACCUCCUAGGAGAACUUCUACACAAGUAUGGUCUUCAGGAUGACUUUAAUCAAUUUUCACAGAGCAGGGUUGCAAAUGCAAAACUUAACAAUUUUUCUCGCCUGGAGCCCACACUUCACCUCCUUGGUGUACAGUUUAAUAAGAAUGUGGCCCAAGACAUCAUGACAGGACAGCAUGAGGCUAUAACAAAGCUUUUAUAUGAAUUGUAUAUUGCUUUAGAAAAAAAGAGAAAAGCCAAGAACACUGGAGUAACCAUGGAAGCAAUGAGAUCUGCAGCAGCUGCAAAUCUUAAAUCUUUUGAAGGUGGUUUACACCGAGAGCAUUUGAAAACUUUAAUGUCACAGCAUGCUGAUUUGCAACUAAAGCAGAUUUCAGAGCAUUUUGAAAUGAAACCUAAGGUUUUAGAAGAUAAGAUGGCUUGUACACAAAUUGCAGGACAACAGAAAGUUCAGAAGCAACAGGAGGAACAAAGUGCCCAAUACAAUGAAAAGUUUCACAUAGGAGGAAGACAAAAUGAAAUAAUGGCCAGGGUACGAGCAGACAUUACACAGAGCCCAAAACCACGAGCAAGUCACACCACAAAAGCUGUGGAAGACAAAAAAUCCUUGAAGAAGAAAAAAGAAGCAGAGGACAUGCGCAAAGAGAUAACAAAUUUUGAGAACUCUAUGGCAGCAAAUGCCUCUGCAGUACACAACCAAGUCACUGACAGUGAUAUACAAGAAUCAUUGCAAACACUGAAGCUGCAAGGAACAACUCUAGAAAAUACAGCACAGACAGCAGCUGAGCUGUUAAGUAUUUAUUCAGGUGAUGAAUAUAUAAAGAAGAUUAAAAACCGUUUGGAGGAAGAUACGUUUGCUAGAGAACAACAAGAAAAGAGACGACGAAAAAUGCUAAUAGAACAGUUAAAAGCACAUGAGGCUCAAGAGGAGGCUUUCAGGGAGGAGCAACUUAUUUACAGACUAAUGAGACAAUCUCAGCAGGAGCGGAGGAUUGCUGUUCAACUUAUGCAUGUUCGACAUGAAAAGGAGGUGUUGAGACAAAACAGAAUUUUCAGAGAAAAACAAUAUGAAGAAAGACGGCUGAAAGAGUUCCAGGAAGCUCUUGACAGAGAAGCGGCUCUUGCAAAACAAGAAAAAAUUGAUUAUGAAGAACAAAUUAUCAAAGAAAGAGAACGUCAUCAGAAAAUUUUCAUUGAAAGAGCCCAAGCACGUUAUAAAAAGCAUUAUUCUAUGUGUUGGGAGGUGAUUGGCCAAAUCAUUGAUUUGUCAACAAAAGUAGGAGAAUAUCGUCUACUGACAAACAACAAAAUUCCAAUAAAAUUAAUGCUUGAUUGGAAGGAGUUGUUUCUUCAUGGUAAACCAAUAUACGAACAAGCCUCGAUUCAACCUUUGCCAAAGGAAGCAAGCCCAGAGCAACUUGUAGAGCUGGAUAAAAUGAGUCUGUUAGAUGAAAAAGAUUAUAAUGAGUACAAGAGUAUGACAGGGGAAUGGUGCCCAACUGAAGAGACCAGCAAAAACAAACCACCUCUUAAUAAUAACAUACUGGGUCACGUGCUUCACAGACUGAUGAAGAUUUUCUAUCCUCCAAAACCCAAAGUUUCACUACCUAUAUUUCCUCCAUUUCCUAUCAAGGGAUGUAUUUUGGGAAAACUUUUUAGUGGAAAAACUACCUGUAUAAAGUUUAUUGAAAAAGUUUGCAAUAUUCAGGUACUAUCUGUUGAUACUCUGGUUCAGGAGGCCAUCCAAGCUUUUACUAAAAAUGAAAGGAAAAGGGAAGAAAAUAGGAUUCCAGAAGAAACAGAGAGUUCUGAGGAAAAAAAUGAAGUCCAGAAGAACUUAUCAAAAUCAUCACCGAAUAUUCUAAAGAAAUUGCAAACAGAAACACCUAUCAAUGGAACCAAAGGCAAUUUUCCUGUCAAAAAGGAUCCAUCAGAACAAGAUUUUAAAUCAGGUAACGGUCAGGAUGACCUGUCCAAGCUAUCUGUACGUGCCCAGCUUGGAGCUACAUCACAGAAACUGUUGAAGAGAGGAAAAAGUAUUCCUGAUGAAUUACUAGUUGACAUCCUAUUGGAAGCCAUUAACCAAAUACCACCAGACAAGGGGUGGAUUGUGGAUGGGUUUCCAAUGACAAUUAAUCAGGCAAAGCUAUUUGAAAAAGCCUAUACAGGGACUGAUGUGGAAGCAAAAGACACAGAUUCUGGAAGGCUCUCACUUGUUGCAGAUCCCAGAGCCCCUAACAAGCCUCCUGUUUCCUCACAUGCUUUUGAUGUUUCUGUAUUGUUGGAUAUGUCAGACACUGUCGUACUGAAACGUGUGGCUAACUUGAAGGAAAAUAAAUCAGAGUCAUCUCCAACUGAACAGGAAAACAACAAACAAAAUUCUGAGGUUGAAACCCUGGAAGAGAAGAUGGACUUAGCUAGGGAGCAGGUGCUACACAGAAUUUCAGGCUUUCUAGACACAUGGCCAAAAUUAGAGAAGUGGUUUUCAGUCCAUCAGAAUAUUCUAGUGAAAAUCAAUGCAGAGGCAGAAGAAAGUCUUGUUUGUGAAAUGGUGAAGGAUAUUAUAAUGGAAGAAAUUGCCAAAAAACAGAACAGAAGGUCUGCUCAAGAAAUAUCACCAGGAAAAAAGCUUUUGCCAGUUACUCAUGAAGAUAUGCUUCCUCCUAUCCCUGUGGCACCACCACCUGCUGAACCAGGAUCAGAUGAAUGGAUUUAUGUAGAUGAACCACUUCCCAAUGAGGUACCUGGGUUUUUAGUCCCUUACUGGGAAAUGGUUGAAAAUGCAUAUAUGAAUACCAUCAAAACUAUACUUAGAUGUCUAAGGGAUGAACAGCACUCUGCGAUUUCUUACUUAGCAGAUACGAGAAAAAAAUUCCAAGAAUACUUGAAGCAGCCAGAUCUUAAGCAGGAGUUUGUAUCUCAGUGGCAAUCAGAUUUUAAUUCAGUUGCCGAUGACCUGCGAGAGGAUGAGGAAACAAAAGCAGAACUGCACCAAAGAGUUACUGACCUAAGAGAUCGUCUCUGGGAUAUCUGUGAUAACAGAAGGGAAGAAGCAGAGAAGGAACGUAAUGAUAUCAUGAAUGACGGCUGGUUCUCAGAUCACAGGGGGAUUGCAAUGAACCAUUUCUUUUCACUUAUGCAGGUUGAACUGGAUCGUUUCCAAGAUACAAAGAGAAUUCUUCAUGACUACUAUGGGGCAAUGGAAGGAAAAGUCCCAACAGAUGAUGGUCAAGAUUUUGCUAGAAUCCCAUUGUUAGAUAUUAUUGAUGUAGGGCAGGAAGAAGACCAAAACAAAUCAAGAAGGAUUCCUCUGGUUUCUUGGAAACAACCUUCUCCAGAAAUAAAUACUGCCAAGUCAAAAAGCAAAGGAACUCUACAGAAGAGCACUAAUGAUGAUAAGUCUGAAGAUGGAGUGGCCACUUCUGGGAAAGACGAAAAUCUUAUUGCUGAUACAUGGCAAAGAGCAGUAACAACAGUAUCAAAUAUGGUAACAGCUGAUACACAGUCUGAAGAAAUGGAGGAAGAAAAAGAACUUCAGCAGCUAGAACUGAAAAAGAAUCUGAAACCUUCCCAGACUCCAUCAGGCAAAGCUACUGGGAAAGUUGCCACAGAUGCCAAAAAACCUUCUUCCAAAUCAGCUGCUAAAAAGAAAGGACCAGCAUCUACAGCAUCUGUGCUUGAAGUCAGUUCAGUUCCUUUAACCUCAGAAGAAAUAAAGAAGCAAGAACUGGCUCUUAAAAUAAAGCAAGAGUAUUUUAGUGCCUUGAAACAUGAAGAGUUAGCCACAAAAUUUCGACUAGAACUUAUAAAACAAAAGGCUUUAGCAUUUGUUGAAGAGCUUACAAUGAAAGCAGAAGAGGCCUACAAAGAUAUGGAAAAGUGGCUUGGAUCCAGGUUCUUGGCAGAAAUGUCGAGUGUUGAAAAGCUGGUUGAGGUUGCACGACAUCAUAUUGAGAGUUCCAGCAAAAUCAAAUAUGAAAUUACUUUAGAAGAAAGUGAUUUUUUCAUCAGCAGUGAUGUAAGCAUGAUUCCUGACCCAGUGCCUUCACCACAUGCUCCACACAUGGAGGCCUCUGGAAAUGGCACUCUAACUAUUUCACAAAUUAAUACACUUCACAAGCAGUUUCUUCAGGUGGCACCUAAAGCCAUAAGAGCAUUGAAGCAAUUUAAAAGCAAGAGUAAUUCCUCUAGCAAGAGAGAAGAUGGUGACAGAGGGAAAGAGAAGAAAGAUUUGGAACAUCAGAGAACAAAGAGGAAUCACCAGUUUCCAAAAAUAUGGUUAACAAAAUACUCCUGGUUAAAAUAUGAUGAUGAAAAAGGAAUGAUGUUUUGUGCACCAUGUCGUAAGCAUAAUGUGGAUUUAGGGGAAAAUAUUCAUAAUUUUUGUUCUGGCACUGAUGACUUCAAACUUGAAUUUAUAAAUACACACCAGAGUAGUGAAGCUCAUGCCUGGGCUACCUGCAUGGAAGCUGCCAGUACUGCUUCUCCAGAUACAGCUUCUGCUGAGCAGAUGUUGAAGACCAUGAACUCCAUAGCAUUAGGCAGAGUAGAAAAUAUUUUUAGAACAUACCAUGUUAUUGCUAAAUCUGGUCAUCCCUUUGCAGACCAUGACUGCAUGUGCAAACUAGCUGAUAAGAAAGGAGUGAAGCUUGGUUCUGUAUUUAGAAAUGACAAGUUGACAAGAACAAUUAUACGUCUUACUGCUGAAGCAGAAGGAAGGGCUUUGAAAGAGCAACUGGAUAAAUGUAAAUUCUUUUUUGCUAUUAGUGACAGAUUCAUGGACAAUGUACUCAAAGUAGUGGCAGUUAUCUGCAUACUCUUUGGAAAAAUACAUUGCCAGAUUGUUGGAGUGCAACCUGUUAAAAAAAUGGACACCUCAGCUACAAAAAAUUCAAUGCAAAUGAAUUUUCAGCUCAGUCGGGCAAGCGAAGACAGGUCAAGAAAAUUAGUUGGAUUUGGAAGCAAUAGAAAAGAUGUCAUGGUAGCAGAAAAUAGCAAAGGAACUAAACUGAGGGAAAUUCAGCCAUGUGUACAGUCUGCGAAUUGUUUUGCUCAACACCUAAAGAUGGCUUACAAAGGAGCACUGAAAAAUGUUCAGCUCUACAACAUCUUAGGCAAUGCCUUGAGAAAUACAUACCAUGUUUGUCAUAACUCAUCUCUAAAUAAGAAUAAUCUCAAAGCCACAUAUGAAGCCAUUGAGUUACGCUCAGCUGUUCCUUCUUUCAUUGGAGGCUUCCAGUGGUUUCCUCAUCUGCAAAGAGCUCUCCACAUUCUCCUUGAAGUUUAUCCUGCCACUGUUCUACAUCUGAGUAAGAUUGAAAGAGAUUCAAGAGCUUCAAACAGGCAGAGAGUCAAACUCCUUUUACACCUCCUUCUGAGAAUGGAGACAGCAAAGUUUUCUCACUUUGUGUUGGAUAUCAUCGAUGUCCUCAAUAUUCUGUCACACACUGUGCUGUAUCACAAUGCCUUCAUUGCAGAUGUAUUUGAGACCAUGCAGUCAGUGUUGGAAACACUACAGAUGUAUCAAACAAGAGCUGGUCCAAAGGAAUGCCUGAUGGAGACUGUUCAGCAUUUUCAUGAAUACAUGCUUAUGGGCAAUAGAAAUAUUUCAGCAGUACAAACCGAAGUACUAAGUAAUUUGGUGAAGAGGCUACCUAAUUGUUUUUGUGAUGCAAGUCAAGAUAUUUUGAGAGCUACCAUUGCUGGAAGUUUUAAAAUAUGCACUGAAAAAAUGAAACAAGUAAUUGUAAAUUUUUUAAAAGCAUAAAAAUAUUCUUCUGUUGCCUCUCUUACAGAAUUUGGUGAAAAAGAAGUGUCUCUCUUGAUUAGACAUUAUGAAGUCGAACUAGAAGCUGCUAUUAUGAAAAUACGUGAAGUAGAAACUGAAUGGAGCAUGCUGAAAUUAGAUCUAUAUAACAGAUUUCAGAACAUCCAGACUCUGACAGGGGGUUCAGUGAGCUUAGAUUAUUCAAAGAAAUAUCCCAACAGCCUGACAUUGGAAGAUCUGAUCCUGACUUUGGCAGCAAGCUCAGAAACAGAUAAAGUCUUCAGUCAAAUCAAACUGAUCAUGAUGCAUUUGCAUGCUAAACUAAGUUUUAUACCAAAGAAAGUAUUUAUUGACAUUUUAAAUGAUUUGACUCAUUUCAAUUUUGGAACAAAUUGCCUUCCUGAUGCAUGGAUGAACUUAACAACUCCAGAUUUACAAAAUUUGGCAUCCGCAUUCACAGUGAACUCGGGACUGACUGACUGGCGCAGGUUCUUGCUGGCAGCAGCACAGCCGUGGCCAGUGCCAUCUGUGACACAGCUUCUCAAGACACUACGUAGCUUUAAGUCUCUAGAUGUGACUGCAUCAGGCUUUGUUACACAGGAAGACUAUAUGCAGGUCAGCUUAUGGUUCAAUGGCCACGAUCUAGGCAUAACAGAAAGUUGCACAGAACCUUUGCCUUUAGAUAGGCUAAGACAUCUCCUACAGUUUUUUUUCAGUGUAUUUGCUGAUACCAGCAAAGAUCCUCCUCUGCUCAACUAUACUGAGAUGCUACUUUAUUUUGCCUUCCAUCCUGAUCCAGUUGAAGGCGUUUACAGGGCCCUUAGUGUUGCUGCUGGAAUACAUAUUGAGAGAAAAGAAGAAGCUUCUCUUCCGAGUGCUGAAAAGAUUUCAUCAGUGACUAUUGCUCCUGUUGAAACAGACAUCAUCUCUAGUACCACAACAGAGGUACCUCAUGGCUGCCUUAUAGCACACGCUUGUGCAUAUACCAAUGUAGAGGCAAACAAGAAAACUUUAAGAGAGGAUGAAAAAGAAAUCUCAAUUUACACACAUGAAGGAAUAAUUUCAAUGGAAACUCUACUCAAAAUAUUUUGUACUGGAGGAUGUGAAGAUAAUCAUAGAUUUAGUAAUCAGGAGAAGGAAGUCAGCUAUAAUAAGCAUUUCACCAAUACAUACAAGCAAUUAGGCACUGAAGAUCUGUCACCAAUUCCAGUUGCACUCCUUUUGAAGCACUCUUUCAUCCAAGACUUGAUCAACAGGUAUCAAGGAUACAAGCUUCCUGAUAUCAAAAUCCUUCUCCAAAAACCCAAACACAGUCAACUGCUGGAAAAAGGCACCACGUGA
Dryobates pubescens (Downy woodpecker) is the source of this 7217-nucleotide messenger RNA. It is a transcript of the gene SPEF2, whose product is annotated as sperm flagellar 2. The transcript is spliced from 42 exons. Gene Ontology annotation, cellular component: manchette; sperm midpiece. Gene Ontology annotation, biological process: sperm axoneme assembly. The record is from RefSeq and is a predicted model, not a curated record. NCBI's taxonomy places the organism in Eukaryota, Metazoa, Chordata, Aves, Piciformes, Picidae. Gene Ontology annotation, molecular function: protein binding.